CCACUGAGAUAUUCCCUGGUUGUCAUUUGAUUUUAGAUUUGUUAGGUUUACCUUAGAGCCUGUCUCCAGGUUGGUGGUGAUUGUUGAAUCUGGAAACAGGCUAUUCGCUAUUAGAAAAGUACAGCUCAAUGGUAAUAAGAUUGCCGGACUAAUUCCUUUUAAAAGUCUUAAGUUUAACAAGUCUAUUAGUUGCUAAAUCCUGUUUCUACCGUUUCCUGUCCUAGGUUCAUGCAUGAACAACACUGAAGGAUUAAGGGCAUGUUUGGUAUACACUUAGGAAAUGAAAUGGAAAGGGUAGGGUUAGUAUUACCAAUAUUAGUUGUUUGGUAUAUCUUAGGAAAUGAAUCACUUGUAACAAAUUGGGGAUCGAGUAGGGUAACAAUUUUGUUACCAUAGGGAUGGAAAAGGUAACAAAUAAUAGUAAUGUUAUCCUUAGGAUAUGAAUUGUGUUACCACUCCUUUCAUACCAAACAUAAGGUAAUGGAAAUAGUUAAUUGAUUCAAUUUCCAUCACUUAAAAGCUCUAUACCAAACAUACUCUAAUUGUUAUCACAUUUCUGAUGAUUCGCUUGCAACUUGUCAAUGAUCAUCUGCUUAGCAUGGUAGAUCUCGUCACUGAUUAGCUAAACUAAAAUUCUAAUUAAGUUAACCUAGGAUUCUAAUCGAACUUGUAAGACUUGAUUCCCACUUCAUGUGACCAAAGAUUCAUUAUUAAUUUAAAGCUGAUCUAAGCUACUUUAGUUUUUUGUAUUAUUACCUGUUCCAAGUCGCCUGAUUUCCAGGCUAGUUGUACCUUUAAACUGUUUUUUAAGUUCAUAAAAUGAAAGAAAGAUUAUGCAAAAAUGUGGGUGAGAUAUUUGUCUUAUUGACAUAGCCACUUGAAAAAUGAGGCACAAGAUUUGGUAUGAACUGGUAGUAUCUUUGCCUCGCAGGGAAGACAGACACCCUAAGCUCAGCUGUAGGAGUAUAAUGUAGUUGUCCCCCACCUUUAAGCUGCCAAAGCCUUUUUAAUUUCUUUAGUUAGUCAACCCCUUUUCGUUGACUCGUAAAUUAUUCGUCGGUUCGUUUUCUGAGAUGCAACUUAGAGUAUAAAUUACUCGAUUACUAUAAUGACAUAAUGGAUCUAUGGAGUCAUGUUACACCAUAUUAGAGUAUUAGUGGUAAUGUCGACAGGCCUCUUGAUUUUCCUUGUGUUGUGCUUGUGACAUUUUUCAUUAACAUUUUUUUUUGAUUUUAUCGUAAAAGUCGUUCAUUAAAUUAAGAUAUUUUAGGUGAUUUGCCAUUUUGCGUUGAUGCGUUGAACUAUCUUUCCUUGAUCUACGCCAUUGCUAGAAUAUUAGAUCAAUUACAAGAAGAUAUAUGCUAUGAGUGUCCACCUCAUAGUCUUAUCUUUGAAUAAAAGUGGUGGGGAUUGAAUUUUGGUUGGUACUGCCAUUAUGGUUAUGAGCCGGGACGGCCGUGCUUGGUGACGAGCCUACAUGCCUUGGGCUUGAACGGGCCCAACCCACGCCAAUCACACUUGUUUCAUGUUGUGUCUGGGGGAUGAAAUUUUCAUUAAGAUAGCCCAGACACAGCCCAACUCACGUGUCGGGUCGGGGUUGUGUUUUCGUGUCUAUGCUUAAUUAUAUUUAAUUUAGCGUAUUUUGUCGUGUCGGGUUGUGCCAUGUUUUUCCCAAAAAAGUGCGGCCCUAGUCCUGCUCGUGUUGGGCCGAACCGGGCCAUUGACAUCUUUAGUACAAGCCAUAGCCACUAACUAGAGGGUACGCAAGAUGUUUAUCUAUACGUAAGAAGAACUGUCCUAUUAUACAAAAAUUCCGUAUGGGUCAACCUCAUUCGGGUUAGCUGUCUGUGGAUUGUGGAUGCUAACAUUAUGUUUGUCCACAAGCUUUUUGUAAUUAAUUCUGCAAUUACUGAAUACAUAUGCCAUUAAAGACUUGACAAUGAACAGUUGAUUGGAGAAAAAAGACAAGUAGUUGCUGUGAUUUGUGUAUAGAUGUUCACCACAGAUUUCAUUAGUUCUGUUGCUUUGUGUUAUAGAUUAAUGACAAUCAUUAGGUCUACCUAAUCAAGAACUACAAACCUACAAAGCUGGCAACUAAUUUCUUUUUCUUUUUUCUUUUCGUGUGGGUCCCUGCAAAAACAUUAAAAUUUCAAGGGAAUAAUUCGGUAGUCUUUAUUUACAGUAGCUAACAAUUGACCAACCCAGAGCAUGCCAAGGUUCCUAGGUGAUCACCACCUAACAGAAACUACUGAUUCUGGGUCGUUAUGAAGCUAACAGCUCCAUUAACCGUUCUUCUGCGUUGACGCGAUAGAGUUAACCUUUUUUUUUUUUUUUAAAGAAAAAUGACCAUACUGAAUGUCUGAAUCGGCAUUUAUCUCAGGUUAACUUAUUGUAUGAUAAAGAUCUCCGUAAUCGGCAUUUCUGGCCCUAAUUUAUUAUAGGAGUCACAUUUUCAUUUUUAGUAAUUUUUCUACCCGAUCAUCUAAUUAAAUAAUAUAUCUAAUUUACCAUAUAACCCACCACCAUGUUAAACAAUUCAUUUUAGAAAUCCACCCCACCAAAGUUAAUGGUUUCCACUUAUAUUUAUUUCAUUCUACUAUUCUUCCUUAAUACAUGUGCGAUGAAGGAAUCUACUGCACUGAUACCUCACACAAGUAUUUCCAACCACCUUUCUAGGUCAAAUCGGAGAGAUUAUCCGGGAAAUUUCACCUCCAAAGGGCCAAUAGUGAGAUUUUAUCCCAUAGUGUUGGGUAAAAAUAUAUUGUAUUCCCUCUGUAUUUUUUUAAGGAAUACACUUGCCUUUUCCGGCCGUAUUUAUUUAAGAGAUACACUUGUCAUUUUUAGUAACUUAUCAACCCCAUCAUCUAAUUAAAUAAUACAUCUAAUUUACCCUAUGACCCACCAUUCUAUUAAAAAAAUAAUUUCAUAAACUCACACCACCUCCCACCCCACCAAAAAGACACGGUCCCCACUUAUUUACUUAUUAAAAUAUCUACCCAAGCCCAUUUGUUUUAUUAUUUUAUUGCAUUUAAUUCUUUUUCUUAAUACACGUGUCUGGUCAAGUAUAUCUCUUAAAUAAAUACGGAGAGAGUACUCCAUAAGUCCAUAGGACAUUAGUUUUUAACUUGUUAUAUCAAUAUGGAGUAAUAUUGUAAUAUAAUAAUUUCAUAUAGUCAAAAGUAAAAUUGAGUAUUAAUCUAACAAUUAAUGAAAUGUAAAAAACGUGCAAUUAAUUUUUUAUUUGUUCCCUAAAAAGAAAAUCAUGUACCAAAAAUAAACGAUAUGAUAUUCCAAAAUAAAUUUGUCAUAAGGUAGAAAUUGAUCCCAUUCCACAAUUCCACCCCACCCUACAGCCCUCCCAUGUCUGGAGUAUAUCCAGCUCCUAUCCUUACUGUCACCCUUUCCCCUCUUCUUUUAUAUAAAUAACACCAAAUCAUCACUUCCAUUCUCCCUCCUCUUUCUCUCUCUACAUCUCCUUCCACCUCUCUAUCCUCCAUUAACGGUAUAGUCGAGCAGCAAACAAUUUUUAUUAUACAACGGGUCGACCAUGACGGAAGUCAAAGGGAAAGGGAAUCAUUACAUGGUUGAGAAAAUGUCCAAGGAAAUAAACACCGCCGCCGGCGAAACACCGGAACUCCCGGUAUCCCUUCACCAACAACAAGUCAUCGACGAGAACGAAGCUUUGAUCAUGGAAUCCUUUUCUUCCAACAACAGUUGUUGCUCUUUUUUCCCCUGUUUCGGGGGCCAACCCAGCCCGAACCGUUCAUCCGGGCUUGGUGGAUCAACAUCCUCUCCGUCCAUGUGGGAGAGGCUACAACAGACGGCUGAGAUUGAGAAUAAGUGGUGGGCUGGGCCAUUACAGGGCCUUAAGAAGAUGCGGGAGUGGUCCGAGAUCAUUGCUGGGCCCAAAUGGAAGACUUUUAUUCGCCGGUUUAAUCGGGGCGGGAAGAGUGCAACUGGGUCGGGUAAAUUUCAGUAUGAUCCUUUGAGUUAUGCGCUUAACUUUGAUGAUGGACCGGGGCAAAAUGGUCAUUUGGAUGAAGAUGGUUAUUUUCCUGAUUUUUCAUCUCGUUUUGCUUCCAUUCCCAAAUCUAGUAGAUCUUCCAUUGAUUUGGGCAAGAAUGGAAUUCCAUCUCUUUCUUAAUUUUUAACUUUUUUUAUUUAUUUAGUGCAGAUAAUUAUAUACCCACAAUUGUACUUAUUUAUUUAGCUAAAAUUUUGAGUGUAGCGAUUUUGCAAAUAAAUAAGAGAAAGUAUCAAUUUUUGUCAACACAAUAAAUAAA
Spinacia oleracea (spinach) is the source of this 4283-nucleotide messenger RNA. RefSeq lists its product as uncharacterized. Bases 3548 to 4144 code for a protein of 198 amino acids. The transcript has a single exon. Lineage: Eukaryota; Viridiplantae; Streptophyta; Magnoliopsida; Caryophyllales; Amaranthaceae. The record is from RefSeq and is a predicted model, not a curated record.